This is a messenger RNA of Postia placenta MAD-698-R-SB12, 324 nucleotides long. RefSeq lists its product as hypothetical. NCBI's taxonomy places the organism in Eukaryota, Fungi, Basidiomycota, Agaricomycetes, Polyporales, Adustoporiaceae. The transcript is spliced from 4 exons. Bases 1 to 324 code for a protein of 107 amino acids. The record is from RefSeq and is a predicted model, not a curated record.
AUGGCUCCUGUUACUCGCUUUGCCGCUUUCAAGUACAAAUCUGGCACUACGGAUGAGCAGAAACGCAAGAUUUUGGACGGUCUGAUCCAGCUUUACAAGAACAACGAACACAUGAUCAAUUAUGGACCAAGAGGGGGUCGCAACAAUAACCCGGAAGGCCAUGACAAGGGUUUCGAUGUCGUUUUUACCGUUCAAUUCAAGUCGAGAGAGGCUCGUGAUGAGUUCAUUCCGGACGCAAAACAUAUUGCAUACAAGAUGUCAAUAUUGGACAUGGUCGAGGAUGCGCUUGUCUAUGACUUCGAGAAGAACGAUUACGGGUACUAG